AUUUGCGUGAAAUGGAUUCUAUCAGAGUUUGGUUUGUUGUGAAUGUGAAUUUGUGUGUUGUUUUCAUUAAUUUUGCGUUGUUUUUCUGAACAUUAUACAUUUUAACAGAAUAUAAUGGAACCUGAAGAGGAAAGAACACCUGAAGAUGUCCGAAAAAUAAUCAAAACUGCAAAACUUCAUGAGUCUGAGUUAACGGAAAUUACACAGAUAUUAAGAUUUCCAGACCCAAGUAAACAAAACCAUAACUUAAAACUUAUACAGCUGGAUGCCAACUUGCUGAAGAUAAUAGAAGAAGGCCAGGAAUUAUUAUUCAAAGGAGAUCCAGAUGAAAAUGUUGUGUUAUGCACUAGUGAUAAGACAUACGAUGUUAAAGAAGCAGAAACAUCUAACAGCCUUCUCUUAUUGCCUGACAUGUUGUUCGCUGCAUCUACCGGCCUCGACGAUACCAAGAAAAAUAAUUCCAUGGAAUAUGAUUCAGACACAUCUUUAGAAAAAUCGAAUACAAGUUUGAAUAAAUCGACAGAAUCUGAUGAGGGUAAAAGUCCUAGGAUGAUUCAGAACAAAGAUAUUAUUAACACUUUCUUCACCUAUUACGAAUUGAAACCCUGUCAACCUCGUUUAUCAAAGUUGAGAAAAAUCCUAGAACCUACCAAAUAUCAAGGAUCUGAAUUGGAAUAUGCUGUGGAUAAAUCUAAACUUCUAACUUACGAAGCAAUAUUCGAUCAGACUCAAGCAUCUAAAACUGAACUAAAUGCUGAACUUAACAAAAUUCAGGCAAUUGAAAUCGAUGGAUAUUACCGUUUAUUGGAGUUUGAUUAUGAAUUUCGAGUACUUUCUUAUAUGAUAGACUUAAUAGAAGAAAAUUCCUGGCCGUUGAAUAGAAUCUCCAAAGAAAUUACUUUAGAUAGUUUAAAAGAUCUUGUACCGUUGGCUAUUUUGGAAUCAAUGUUUGGAUUUUAUACUUUCGAAUCAGUUAAAGAAGGUGGUGUCCAGUAUUACCAGUAUAAGGAAGAUAAAGUAUGUAGAUUCUUAGCGAGAGUACUGCUUAAAAAUGCUGGAAAAUUUAAUCUUGUCGAGUUUUUACAAGCGUGGAAUGACUCUGUUCCUGAAGGAAUGACUCCCCAUGAAUCUUUGCUGUCUGGUAUUGCAUUAAUCGACAAAACUACUACCCCUAAAGUUGUGUGGGGUUUUAGUGAGAGCGACUUACUAGAAGAUAUUAAUGAACGAUUCAAGAUUCUGUUUCAAACGAGACCGAAAUGGACAGUUGAUGAGAUAUCUCCAUACAUCAAUUGUUACGCAACGGAUAAGAUGAAUGUCAAUGCGUUAUUAACAAAGUACGCAAGAGCCUCUACACAAGAUGGCGUGAGAGUAUUUUCUGCAAAACAUAUGAAGUAGCUCUAUACCACCCAUUCAUAUUCAGCCUAUAAAGCUAGUGUCGGACAAGGUACUCGAAAUCAAUCAUAUUUUGAUCUACUGUUAUUGUUGUAAGGGCAUAAUAAAACAAUGU
This is a messenger RNA of Amyelois transitella, 1507 nucleotides long. Its product is annotated as sister chromatid cohesion protein DCC1. The transcript has 5 exons. NCBI's taxonomy places the organism in Eukaryota, Metazoa, Arthropoda, Insecta, Lepidoptera, Pyralidae. Gene Ontology annotation, biological process: mitotic sister chromatid cohesion; maintenance of mitotic sister chromatid cohesion. Bases 115 to 1395 code for a protein of 426 amino acids. Gene Ontology annotation, cellular component: Ctf18 RFC-like complex; chromosome, centromeric region; chromatin. The record is from RefSeq and is a predicted model, not a curated record.